AAACAGUGUACGGUUCAAGUAAAACUGGAGCUGGGGCACCGAGCCCAACUGCGGAAAAAACCCACAACCGAAGGGUUUACUCAUGACUGGAUGGUGUUUGUCCGUGGCCCGGAGCAAUGCGACAUCCAGCAUUUUGUGGAGAAGGUGGUCUUUCGGCUGCAUGAGAGCUUCCCGAAGCCCAAACGCGUAUGCAAGGAGCCCCCGUACAAAGUGGAAGAGUCUGGCUACGCAGGCUUCAUUAUGCCCAUUGAGGUGUACUUCAAAAAUAAGGAGGAACCGAAAAAGGUUUGUUUCACAUACGACCUCUUCUUAAAUUUGGAGGGAAACCCGCCCGUGAACCACCUCCGGUGUGAGAAGCUGACCUUCAACAACCCCACCAAGGAGUUCAGACGCAAACUUAUUAAGGCUGGCGGGGUGAUGGUAAUGCCAGAAGGAGCAGAAACUGUUUCAAGGCCAAGUCCUGAUUAUCCCAUGUUGCCCACAAUACCACUCUCCGCCUUCUCUGAUCCCAAGAAAACCAAACCAUCCCACGGGUCAAAGGAUGCAAGCAAGGAAAGCAGUAGGGCAUCCAAGCCACACAAAGUAACCAAGGAACACAGAGAGCGACCAAGGAAAGAUUCUGAGAGCAAAAACUCCUCCAAAGACCUUGAAAGAGAACAGAGCAAGCCUUUGAAAGACUCCUCCAGGAAACCAACCGAGAACAAACUGCCUAAGGAGGAGAAGGCGCCUCCCAAAGCAGCUUUCAAGGAACCAAAACUGGCCAUGAAGGAGACCAAACUAGAGAACACCUCUCCAAAGGGUGGGCCACAGCCGGAGUUAAAGUCUUCCAGCAAGAGGCCCUCCAACGUGGAGUCACCAAAGCCUAGUGCCAAAAAACAAAAAAAGAGCAGCUCCAAAGGGGUGAAGAACAUCCUAGGGACAUCUCCCAGAACCUCGUCUUCCUCGUACCCAGAGAAGAAACAAACCAAGGAGAAGAUGAAUGCCAAAGUGGAAAAGGUGAAAUCUGAAAGUGAGGCCAAGGAGAUCAAAAAGCCCAUGGAAAUGGAGGAGUCUAAUUCAGAGGAUGAAACUUCGUUCAAGUCAGAGUCUGUCCAGUCCAGCCCUUCCAACUCCAGCUCCAGCUCCGACUCCAGCUCCGACUCUGAUUUUGAGCCAUCYCAGAACCACAGUCAAGGCCCGCUGCGCUCCAUGGUGGAGGACCUGCAGUCGGAGGAGUCCGACGAUGACGACAGCUCUUCCGGAGAAGAGGCCGCGGUGAAAGCCAACCCCGUGAGCCGGGAUUCCAGACUGAGCCUUAGUGACAGUGACAGUGAUAACAGUGCCGAUUCCUGCCUGCCAAGUCGAGAGCCUCCUCCUGGUCAGAAGCUGCCCCCAGCAAAUAACAAGGCAUCUGGAAGGAAAAGCCCGGAGUCUUGUAACAAGCCAGAGAAGAUCCUGAAGAAGGGAACUUACGACAAGGCCUACACGGAUGAAUUAGUAGAGCUUCACAGGCGGCUAAUGGCACUACGAGAACGCAAUGUGCUACAGCAGAUUGUAAAUCUCAUUGAGGAAACCGGGCAUUUUAAUGUUACCAACACAACCUUUGACUUUGACCUCUUCUCCUUGGAUGAGACGACUGUCCGCAAGCUGCAGAGCUACCUGGAAGCAGUAGCAACAUGACGCUUGGCCUUGGAAGCAGGCUGCUUUUGAAAACCAGAAAUCCCGUUUAUUGGUACCAGGAAAAAAAACCCCAUGGAACUAGGCCUUCUUACUCUCUUGAUUCACCCGAAGCACUGCCUUAGAGAACAGCCAUGCUCUAUGAAUGCACAGCCAGCUGCACUUUCUUGUAGGCUUCAAACAAGCACCCAUAUCGCUGAGUCUGUCCUCUCUAGCUUCAUAAAUAUGCUUGGGCGCAGGUCCCGAGUAGAGCAAAGGACAUGCUGCUCCCAGCUGCACAGCGGGACUUUUUCUUUGGUUUUACUUCAAGAGACUGUUGCAAGAACACAUGCUUUUUUCUGGRCAUCUCUGAGGUCUGAAGAAAAGGGGAUGAUGUUUUCUUCACCGUGUCUCCGGACUGGCCCGCAGAGAGCUCCAGYGAGUUCGGUUCCCCCAGCUCUGUGAAGAACUGCCCAUGCUGUGUAAGCGAGAUUGGCUUUUACAAAGCCAGCCGAGUGACUGAUGCCAGAGGAGGCUUCCCGGGGUCCCGGUGGCCUGGCGCGGCAGCGCGCGGCUCCCCUUUCACUGGCCUGCGAGGUCCUGCCGCCCCAGUACAGAGCACUACUGUAAUAGGACCCGGGUUGGCGCGAGGCCCUGCUCUGCGUGCCCGGAGCAGGACCUUGCUCCACGUUUCAGCUUCCUGGAGAGACGCUGCGUGCCCUGGGACGAGGUCUCUGCAAUCUGCUGUCUCCCGUUUGGGGAGGUUGAGACGUCUUGKUUGCUGAUCCAGGCUCCUAAACAAAGUCUCACUCCUUUCAGUCUGCUUUAACUGUAAUAGGACUACAAUACUGUAAGCUGUAUAUUUUAUAUAUAUAUUAUAUAUAUGUAUGUACUGUAUGUAUAAGAAGGGCCUAGUUGGGUCUUCUGAUUUUAAGGGUGUGUUUUUUUUUUUUUUUUCCUGUUAUGUUUUUAAUGGCUAUGGCAGGGGAAGGGCGCUUAAUAAGAUUUGACUCGUUUGUUAAAAUGCCUCUUGUGGAUGWUUUUUAGUGUCUGAACGCUGAACAGCAAUCUUCAAAGCAUUUUGUGCUCUGGAAGGGACUCACCUGUCUUAUUUUCAUUUGUCAGUGUUUUAAUAACUUUGCCAAAUUAUGUGCUUGGUUUUUGUUCUAUGUUCUCAAGGAUGAAUCUUUCCUACAUUGGCCCCUAUAGUAGUGGCUGUACUUUGGGAAAACCAAAACAAGGGAGAAUUUUUUUUCUUUUAAACUYGGGACACAUCUGGAAAAACUGAUAGAAAAGUGAAAUCAGGUUUGUUUCCUCCUCCCUCUUCCCUCCCCCCUGCCUGUUCCAGAUGUGGCAGGAACCAGUAAACACUAAUCCAGAAUCUYCUAUACAUUUCUAAUUAAACUCUCAGAAAGCGUUGACUUUCAAGUAUUGUCUGUAUGUUUGGGCGGGUACGGGGAA
Messenger RNA from Nothoprocta perdicaria, 3096 nucleotides. RefSeq names its product MLLT1, super elongation complex subunit (gene MLLT1). Gene Ontology annotation, biological process: regulation of DNA-templated transcription. The transcript is spliced from 11 exons. Bases 91 to 1659 code for a protein of 522 amino acids. Lineage: Eukaryota; Metazoa; Chordata; Aves; Tinamiformes; Tinamidae. The record is from RefSeq and is a predicted model, not a curated record. Gene Ontology annotation, cellular component: super elongation complex.